CCGGAUGCCCAGCUAAGAGUUGGCCAUGCCAGAAGCACCACCGUCUGGCUGAUUCAGUCGGUAGGCGGCUCCCUGAUCCACAUAAGGUCAGCGAUUGCCUGUGGUAAAAGCUUGACAGGGCCCUGGCGAGGCACUGCUAAUGUUGAUGUCCUUUACUCAUUGCCUGCACGGGAUGUAAGAGAAAAAGAAGCCCUGCACACUGACAUCUACAGCGUCGGAUGUCAUCAAGACCAAUGUCAGAUUGCACAAGACGCUACGGAUACGUCAACAAUUCGUGAUGGGAUUGUUUCAUGCUCUCCAACUACAACGCCGGGACAGUCUCCACUAACGCCGAUCUUUACGCCCUUUUCAAAGCUGCAGGGCGAUUUGGAGGAAGUCACCCGCAAAGAAAACUCCUUCUAUUAUAAGUUCGUUGUGGGUGACUUCAAGGCGAAAAUCGGGAUACCAGAAGAAGAGGACUCCGGAAUGAGAACGCUGCGUGGACAUCCAGACAGUUUCGAGGAUUAUCGAGGUUUGCCGAGAGUACCGCCUACCUCUCGUCCUAGCUUCAUUGACUAUGAGAAAGCGUUUGACUGCUUCGAGACUAAUGCCAUACUGUCAGUGCUCGUCGACCAAGGGGUGGACCCAUCUUACAUGGGGACAUUGACCGACUGCUACAGGAACUGCUCUACAACGGUACAGCUUUUCCAUCGUCCCCUUAACAUACCAACCUCGAAGUCGGUCGACCAGGCCACGCCUUGUCUCCAAAUUACCUUCGUGUUGCAGUGGGUGAUGAAAUCAAUGGAAUGGAAUGAGAGAGGUAAACGAGUUGAUGGGAGAUUCCUCUCGAACCUUCGUUUUGAGGAAGGCAUUGUUCUUUUCUCAAGAAAUAUCACUGAAGCGGAGACGAUGUUGAAGGAAUUAAACGAAGUAGGGAAGCAGAUGGACUGCGAAUCAACCGGAAGAAGACUCAGUCACGCUUUUUACGAGAAUCAGGAAAUGGAAUUGGAAGGUUUUCCAAUCGCGGCGACACGAAGAAUUAACAGGAGGCGAAGAGCAGCUUGA
Strongylus vulgaris is the source of this 1044-nucleotide messenger RNA. The record is from the annotation of a GenBank genome assembly. Lineage: Eukaryota; Metazoa; Nematoda; Chromadorea; Rhabditida; Strongylidae.